AGAGAGAGACAUAGACCGAGCCCCUAACACGGAGCAUGCCUCUGCGUCCGGCAGCCAGCAAACAUGAGCCACCCAGCCCUCCACGGCAGGACCAGCAGCAGCAGCAGCACACACACACUCACACACACACAUUCACACACCCUUACACGCACGCAGCAAACGGCAGCCAGGGGGCCAGCACUGACAGCGGCAGCUCCCGGGAAGAGGACAGCGGUGUUGCCGUUCCUCGCGGUGUUCCAGCCUUCCGUCCCGGCGCAGAGUGUAACAGUGCAAGAGCACACAUGGAGGAGCCGACAGGCAACACGGUGGUCAUCCGCAUUGGAAUCCCAGACCUACAGCAGACGAAAUGUAUGAAAUUCAAUGUGGAUGCUCCGAUCUGGCGGUCCAAGCAGCGGAUCCUCUGCACUCUCAACCAGAGCCUGAAGGAUGUGCUCAACUACGGCCUAUUCCAGCCGGCUUACAACGGCAAAGCCGGCAAGUUCCUGGACGAGGAGAGACAGCUGAGGGAAUACCCCUUCCCGUCCAUCGCUCCUGUACCGUACCUGGAGUUUCGCUAUAAGAGACGCGUCUACACUCAGACUUACCUGGAUGAGAAGCAGUUGUCCAAGCUCCACACCAAGGCAAACCUGAAGAAGUUUAUGGAGUAUGUGCAGCAAAGGAACACUGAGAAGGUCUCAAGGUUUCUGGAAAAAGGCCUUGACCCUAACUUUCAUGAUCCAGACACAGGAGAAUGUCCUUUGACGCUGGCAGCGCAGUUGGAGGGAUGUGGAGAGCUCAUCAAGGUGCUGAAAAGUGGAGGGGCACAUCUGGACUUCAGAACAAAAGAUGGCAUUACCGCCCUCCACAAGGCCGUUCGCAGCAAGAACCACACUGCUCUUAUUACACUGCUGGACUUGGGUGCAUCUCCUGAUUACAAAGACAGCAGGGGGCUGACUCCUCUCUACCACAGCUCCAUGGUGGGAGGAGACCCCUACUGCUGCGAGCUGCUGCUGCACGAUCACGCCCAGGUCGGCUGUGUGGAUGAGAACGGCUGGCAGGAGAUACACCAGGCAUGCCGCUAUGGCCACGUGCAACAUCUGGAGCACCUGCUGUUCUACGGAGCCGACAUGAGUGCCCAGAAUGCGUCUGGAAACACGGCGCUGCAUGUGUGUGCGCUCUACAACCAGGAUAGCUGUGCACGAGUCCUGCUGUUCCGGGGGGCCAAUAAAGAGAUAAAGAAUUACAACAGCCAGACUGCUUUUCAGGUGGCGAUUAUAGCAGGAAACUUUGACCUGGCAGAAAUCAUUAAGGUCCACAAAGCAUCAGAUGUUGUGCCUUUCAGGGAGUCCCCUUCCUACACCAACCGUCGGCGCAUUGUUCCCGGCACCCUGCCCUCACCACGCUCCUUGCUCCGCUCUGCGAGUGACAACAACCUGAAUGGCGACCAUGAUCACAUCCACGGUCCGCCGCCCCGAGAGGUCCGCGGACGCCCGGGUCACUCCCCUGUCCCCUCGCUGCGCAGCCUGCCAGCGUUUGGGCAACAACACAGCAGCCUCGGAGAGAGCCGUCAUGGGGAAAUCCCUGAUAGCAGUCUUCAGAGCACCGGCAGCUCCAGAUCUUCUCAUUCCCGUUCGCCAUCACUCCAUCACCUGCACGAAGAGGACAAGCCAGUUCCCAGGCGCUCCCACAGCCACGGCUACCCUCAUGGACAUGGUCCUCGUGGGAGACUCAGCCCUGGUUCAGUGCAGCGAGAUCCAAGCCCACCUCAUCACACCCCCCCAGCACUGACAGGCCCCCGUGGGCCCAAACGGAAACUCUACAGCGCCGUCCCAGGGCGCACUUUCAUCGUCGUCAAGCCCUACACGCCACAGGGGGAGGGAGAGAUCCAACUCAACCGCGGAGAACGGGUCAAAGACUAUGACUGUAAUGACGUAGAAGUGCUGAGUAUAGGAGAAGGAGGAUUCUGGGAGGGCACGGUCAAAGGGAGGACGGGCUGGUUCCCAGCAGACUGUGUGGAAGAAGUUCAGAUGAGGCAGUAUGAUCCACGGCUAGAAACUCGGGAGGACCGCACUAAGAGACUGUUCAGACACUACACUGUGGGAUCUUACGACAACUUCACCUCAUACAGUGACUAUAUCAUCGAGGAGAAGAACGCUGUUUUACAGAAGAAAGAAAAUGAAGGGUUUGGUUUCGUCUUGCGGGGAGCCAAAGCUGAGACUCCCAUUGAGGAAUUCACCCCCACCCCAGCAUUCCCUGCCCUGCAGUAUCUGGAGUCUGUGGACGUGGAGGGAGUGGCCUGGAGGGCUGGUCUGAGGACAGGGGACUUUCUCAUCGAGGUGAAUGGGGUGAACGUGGUGAAGGUGGGACAUAAGCAGGUGGUGUCCUUGAUCCGGCAAGGGGGCAACAGACUGCUGAUGAAGGUGGUCUCUGUUACGCGCAAACCGGAAUCUGAGGAAGUUGUUCGCAAGAAAGCUCCCCCGCCACCCAAAAGGGCUCCUAGUACCACCCUGACGCUGCGCUCCAAGUCCAUGACCGCCGAGCUGGAGGAACUGGCUUCUGCUCGGAGGAGAAGAGGAGAGAGACUAGAUGAGAUGUUGGCAUCCCAGGAGUCUAUGUUGCGUUCUCAACCCUCGGAGGCAGAUUACAGAGCAGCCACAGUCAAACAGCGGCCCACCAGCCGGAGAAUAACACCAGCAGAGAUCAGUUCACUGUUUGAAAGACAAGGGAUGACUCUCCACGGAGGCCUGCACCCUGGGAUUGAGAGGGGUCACAUUCAACUACCAAAGGGCAUGUCCAGGACCAAGUCUUUUGGUGCCACGGAGGAGGACCGGCUGUCUGCGCUUGCAGGCGAACAUCGAUUUCCCCGCAGUUCCUCAAUGACAGACAGCCUGCGAGACCAUUCACAGCCCCAUCCCAUCCCUCCACCUCCACAAACGGCACCUCCUCCGCCUCCCUACUAUCUGGACACCGGCCCUCCCCCGGCUUUCUGUCCUCCUCCCCCGCCAUCUAGGACACAGAGUCAGGGCCACGAGCCAGGAGGACGCUCCAGCUUCAAGCCCUCCUCCUUGGACCUGCCUUAUGAGGCUGCGCAGCGGCAAGCCACACACAUCGAGAGACAGAAGAAAGCCCGCUCCAUGAUCAUCCUGCAGGACUCCUCCCAUCUACCUGUGGAACCUACAGAAAUCCCCCGUCCUUCUGCUGCUACUCCACCAGAGCGAAUCAAAAGGAAGGGCCGGGUUAUUGACAACCCCUAUGCUAACGUGGGUCAGUUUAGUAUAGGACUGUACACACCCACCAAACCCCAAAGGAAGAAAAGUCCCCUGGUGAAACAGCUACAGGUGGAAGAUGCACAAGAAAAAGCUAGUUUGGCCUUAGCUGCUGCCCACUCGAGAGAGAGUUCACCCUCAGGACGACACCCACAUUCUCAUGGGCACACACACACCAGCCGGGCAGACUACUAUCAGCAGCAGCUGUUGGCUGAGCGAGAUCGUCUGCGUGCCCAAGGGGAGAUGAUGUUUCAGGGUAAGGGCCCCUUUGCUGCUGCAAUAGCUGGAGCAGUGAAAGACCGUGAGCGACGCCUAGAAGAACGGAGGAAAUCCACUGUCUUCCUUUCUGUUGGGACAAUGGAGGGGGCAUCUACCACCAGCUCAGAUGCUCCCUCUCUAAUUCAGUCUCACUCAAUCGAUGAGCGGAUGCUGACCAGAGAGCUGGGACAGCUGCCCCCCCCUGCUUUGGCUCUUAGUCCCUCACCUAGUGGGACCACCUUUAUCCAUCCUCUUACAGGUAAGCCCUUGGACCCCAAUUCACCACUGGCUCUUGCGCUGGCCGCAAGGGAAAGGGCGCUGACCUCCCAGAGCCAGUCCCCAACUAGCAGCCCAGAGCCUCGGACUAAGCAAGAGCGAGCAGGCCAGGGUGUAAUCUUCAUUGACAGUCAGACCAAAGAGUCUCCACAUGGGGAAGGGGCACCUACACCCCCCAAUUUUUCACCUAAAAGCGCCAAGGCGGUGGGUUUUGGAGUUGGACCCUCCCCAGCCUCAAUUUUAAUUCCCCAGCCCAUCAAAUCACAGUGGGCUCCAUCACCUGUAUCAUUCCGGCAAGAGAUGGAGGCCCGGAUAGAGGAGAGGAAGGAGGAGAAGAGACUGGAGGAUAAAAAAAGUAUGUUGAUAAGCAUCAUGGACACAUCGCAGCAGAAGACAGCAGGGCUAAUCAUGGUUCAUGCAACCAGUAAUGGCCAGGCUGUUGGGAUGGGGGAAGAACUCCAACAGGCGCCUGCCCCAGCGUCCACUGAGCCUAGCAAGUUACCUAGUCCACGAGCAAAAUCCCCAAGUCCAACCGUCUCCCAGCCGCAGGCCCAGCUCCAAGCCCAACCACAGGCCCUGCCAAAGACUCAGGGUCCUGCCAGUCCAGCCCAAGAGAAGAGCCUGGCUCAGGGAAGCUCGGAGGAGGAUGUGGACCCCUACACCGUGACCCUGCCUGCCGCCAUGUUGUCCUCCAGUGACGAGGAAACGAGGGAGGAGCUACGUAAGAUUGGAGUUGUCCCACCACCAGAUGAGUUUGCCAAUGGGCUGCUGGCACAGGCACAGGGGACGCCGGUUUCCCCGACUAAACCUGCCACCUCUCCCACCACCCCUACGACGCCAACACCCCAAACUCCUUCAACGCCAACAACCCCAACUGUGACCCCCACCCAGCCUCAGCCUCCCCAGCCCCCACCUACACCAAGUGCAGCAGCUGUCUCAGGGAAGCGCUCGGACCCUCUGGAGCCUCCACCAGUGGGCGAGUCUGGCUCUGCGGCUGACUCAGGUGUGGAGGAGGCUGACACGCGCAGCUCCAGUGAGAGAGAGCGAGACCACCAUCUCGAGACCACCAGCACCGUCUCCACGGUUUCCAGCAUGUCCACGUUGUCCUCAGAAAGCGGCGAGCCUGCCGACACACACACCACGCACACCUCCUAUGCCGACGGGCAAACCUUUGUGCUCGACAAGCCGCCAGUGCCUCCUAAGCCCCGACUCAAGUCCCAGAUAGGAGGCAGUAAAGGCUCCGUCACCUUCAGGGACCCUCUACUCAAACAGAGCUCCGACAGCGAGCUGCUAUCACAGCAACAGGCUGCUGCUCUUGCUGCCGCUGCCGCUGGAGGAGCUGGGCUCCUCUCAGGUGGUUCUGCCUCAGUGACUGGUCUAGCCCCCACCAAACCACGAUACCUCUUCCAGCGGAGGUCCAAGCUGUGGGGGGACCCGGUGGAGCCCCGUGGGCCGGGGAUAGGGCUCGGUAUUGGGAGUUUGGGUAACCUUGGUGGGCUGGGACUGGGGCUGGGUGCAGAUGAGGCAGCAAAACCAUCUGUUAUGGGAGAACUCAGUUCACGAUUGCAGCAGCUAAAUAAAGAUACUAGGUCUUUGGGAGAAGAACCACUGGGAGCAUCACUUGACCCAGGGAGGAAGUCACCAGUGGCAGGAGCCAGACUUUUCAGCAGCCUAGGCGAGCUCCACACCAUUUCCCAGAGAAGUUAUGGCACCACAUUCACCAUCCGCCCCGGCAGCCGCUACCCUGUCACCCGACGCACCCCGAGCCCGGGUUCAGGCUCGCCUGACCGGGGCGACCCUCUCGGACGAUUCUCGGGCUUCGGCCUGCCGACCUCACCGACCACGCCCCCGCAGACCAUCCUCAAAUCCUCCAGCCUCAGCCUUCCCCAGGAGCCCAAGGAGGUGCGCUUCGUGAUGCGGAGCGCCAGCGCCCGAUCCCGCUCCCGCUCCCCGUCUCCGUCGCCCUCCCACUCCCCCGGGCUGGGGUCACCGCUCCUGACCCUGCGACCCUUCCACCAAAAACCCCUGCACCUCUGGAACAAGUACGACGUGGGCGACUGGCUGGAGAGCAUAAAUCUGGGGGAGCACAGAGCCGGGUUUCAGGAACACGAGAUCGAAGGCUCACACCUGCCAGCUCUCACGAAGGACGACUUCGCCGAGCUGGGGGUGACGCGGGUGGGACACCGCAUGAACAUCGAGCGAGCGCUAAAGCAGCUGCUGGAGAGCUGACCCCUGCCCUGAGACGGAGCGACAGAUGGAGGGAAGACGAAGGCCGAGCCAGAGAGAAACAGAGCUGAUGAAAAUGUGAGGAACAGUCAGGGCCGCUCCUCUUUUACUCCGGCUGCUUUUUCUUUUCAGUGAACUUUCCGUUCUCGUUCUGCAUCGACACCCUGCACUUCGCACUGCACUGAAGAGGAGGAGUCAGUCCAUCCGACUGCCCCUUGCUCAGCCCCUCAGCGUCCGCCCUCCUCCUUUUGCCUGCAGCCCGUCAGAUCAGACCCUCAAAAUAAAAAUCUGGUCUGUCUCUGCUGAGUAGAAUCGCAUGAGCUCCAGUUAAAUAUUUGAUUUGUCAAAGGUUCCGUUGUUUCCUUAGUAACAACCACACUUUAUCUCUCACUCUUCCCUCCUCUCCUUUCUACCUCUAUACCCGCCCUCCAUCUGUUCGGCCCCUGAAAGCUCUUUACAGCGCGAGUGAAGGAGGAGUUGGACUAGUGGUUCCAAACAGAAAGCUCAGUUGCCUUUCAAAAAUAUUUAUACAGAGAUCAACAAAGAUGAACGCGGCGCUAUACGGACGUAGCGCUGACACAGCUCUGAAAGGUGCGUCUUCUGUAUACCUGCUGUUGUUUUUAAACUGAACACUUCAGAGCCCAGAGGAGGAGCUCCACAAAGUAAACCACAGGAGAAAACCCCUCUGCCUUGGUACCCAGACUGUGCUAUCUAUUAUAUUUGGAGAAUGUUUAACCAACACUCGUGGCUUUUUUCAUAAUCAAUUUUUUUUUUGGUUUUCCAAAGGGAAUAUUAUAUAUAGGUAUUAUAUUAUGUAAUAUAUAUGUAUCUAAUAUAGCUUUCAGAAGAAAAAACAAUGUCCCAAGAGGAAAUGUAAUAAAUUAAUCUGCGCCUCUUUUUGGUUUUUAGUAUAGAAGGCAGAGAAAUCUUUAAAUCUAUUCCACCAAUAGUUUACUCAUUUCUACCAAUUAUAUAAAAUAUAUAUAUAUAUAUAUAUAUAUAUAUAAAAUUGAAAGAAAAAACUCUAUAUAUAGAUACAGAAAUGAAAUUUUGUCAUUGGUCUACAACUUUCCUUAAGGUCACCCUUUCUUGAACCGUAGCAUGACGUGUUGCAUCAUGUUUUUGGAUGAAGAGUUUGUCGUUUUAUUUUUAUUUUCUUAUGGUCUUCCUUCAUACUAAAGGGCAUCCCGCAAUGUGAGGCUGAGACCUCAGCUGACACCCAUCCCCACCGCUUUUCGGCUACAGAUUGUCCUCCGUUGGCGAUUCCCGACGCAGACCUGUCCACAGUGAGGGGCCACGGAAAGAGCCGGCUCAUGAGGGGCUCCUUAGCUUUUUGCCUGUUUAUCACUCAGGGAUGGAAGUUUGUGGCACCAGCAUGACGAGGUUCUCGGCUUUUUAAACGAGAUCUAUUGAAAUUCUUUUAUCCAAACGCCAACGCAUCUUGAAAAAUGGAAGAAGAAGCUUUGAAAAUUCCCAUCCCUUUGAUCCCAAUGACCCUUGAAGAAAACACCGGGGUAUUUUUAAGCCCCCGUAGUGAGAAAAGUAUCUUUAAAAACAGAAAUCUACAUUAUUUUCUUUGUCAGGUUCCUCUACAUGGAACGUGAACAAAUGAAGCUGAAUCGAUAACAUGUCUUACUGGGCGCAUAACCAAUGAAGACUUGCCAUGCCCUGCCGGAACGCCAUCGCAGAACAUGAGCCUGUAGCUCCUCGGGCUGUGGGGAUGGGAAAGCCUCGGUGAGGUCUUAAAGAAAAUUCAGUAUUUUACAACCUGGCCGUGUCUUACACUGUCGCUGCUUCUCUCUGUAGUUACCGUUGUCCAGAUGAGUAAUCUGACAGUUUCCACGGUGGCAGCCAGAACUCUGGAAGUCAGACCCAGGUUGUAAGAGGGUCGAAAGACUCAUCUGAAAACGAUGAAACUGAAUUUUUUUUUUUUCUUCAACAAUACAAAUCUACAAUUGUACUCAUGAGUAGCUUCUGCUGGCAGUGAGAAACAGUGAGUUUUAUUCGCGCAACAAACUAAAGCAUUUUUUUCUUUUUUUUUUUUUGUCCUACCGUUAAAAACCUCUGCACAUCAGCAUUUAGGACGCCAAGGAGAUCGAACUUGGCGGGAAAUUUUUGUGCACUUUUUUUCUUCUUUUUUUCAAAUUAGUAAAAGGCGGGAGGUGAAUUCUACUGUAGUAUUGGGGUUGUAAGAAUAGCACUCACUGCCUCACUGUUUCUUUUACUUUGAACUCCAGUGUUAUUGUGUCCUCAGACUCAUUUGGACCUUUUGAUUUUUAUUCUUUUGAGAUAUUUGUUGAUGAUUUGUUACCCUCGGACACUGUGGGUAGAUUUUGUAGCGUGUGGAACAUGGUACUUUAACUUUUCACUCAUUUGAAUUUUAGAGUGACAGAAGGAAAAAAAAAAAAGGAAAAAUAUCCUGUCCAUUCUAAACAUACUUACACUUGUA
Molecule: messenger RNA, 8454 nt
Organism: Salarias fasciatus (jewelled blenny)
Lineage: Eukaryota; Metazoa; Chordata; Actinopteri; Blenniiformes; Blenniidae
Gene: shank3a
Product: SH3 and multiple ankyrin repeat domains 3a
Exons: 25
Coding region: 36-6008 (1990 amino acids)
Cellular component (GO): postsynaptic density; postsynaptic membrane; dendritic spine
Molecular function (GO): ionotropic glutamate receptor binding; synaptic receptor adaptor activity
Source: RefSeq, a predicted model, not a curated record